AUGGUUGACAUGAAAUACAUACUCAACACUACUAUGAAAUGGGUGUCACUGUUCACCACAUUUGAAACCAGUGGUUAUAUUCUGGGAACUUUCGUUGCCGAUCGUACGAUCCAUUCGGUGUCCUUUGGUAUCGGUUCCGUACUCUACACUCAAGCAUUGAAACCAUACCUCGUGGGCGAAGUGGACAAUGAGUUCAAAAACGAGACAAUGGUUUUUGACAACGAGUUAAGGAUUAAUGAAAACGAUGUCAUUGAUAGGCGAUCGCGACUCAUGUUUCCCAUAUUCCUGAUCGGCGCCUGUAUUAUAAUCAAGCCCGGAAUCAGUGGAAAAAUCACUUUUCUGGAGUUAUUCAACGCGAAGGAUACCCCGCGCGCAUGGAUUGCACUCUUAUUUGCGUUAACCGUCUCCUUGUAUGCCAUUUAUGAGGCGGUGUUCAUGAAGUUGGGGUCACUUACUGGACAGUACUCACCGCUCAGACUAUCGGCUGAAAGUGCAACCAAUAUAUACUCGACAUCCAUAGCCAUCUACUCGGCCGGACUCGUUAUCAAUAUAUUCUAUCAGUAA
This is a messenger RNA of Oppiella nova, 564 nucleotides long. The record is from the annotation of a GenBank genome assembly. Lineage: Eukaryota; Metazoa; Arthropoda; Arachnida; Sarcoptiformes; Oppiidae.